UUAAACCGUCUUUCCUAACAAUUUUGGGACGGCUUCCAAAGCUUCAGUUCUUCCCCUCGAUAACUGUAGGCUCUUCGGUCCGAGAUCUGCAGAGAACGCGACGAAGUGGAAUUUCAUCUUCUUCAACCCGAAAAUGUCUUCUUCGCUAACCUGUACUAGACUAACGCUAUUUACUGUUGCAGCUGUUGCUAUUCAGAUCACUGGACUCUCAUUUUUCGUCUUUGGGUUUUUCCCCGUCAAGCCUGCACUACCCGGUGACAGUGGGUCGGAAAGUUUUCGCGCGCCCAUGUGCUAUGCAAACCAAAAUGAGAGUGAGAGAGAUCUGCCUCCUCAUGAGCUUCAGUCGCUAUAUCAGGAAUUAUCUGGAAUUCCGCCUUUAUAUGAUCGACUUAUUUUAAUGGUCAUUGAUGGUCUUCCAGCAGAAUUUGUGCUUGGUAGGAAUGGACGGCCUCCAACCAAGACCUUUAUGGAGGCUAUGCCAUACACACAAUCAUUGUUGGCAGAUGGAACUGCAAAAGGUUACCAUGCAAAGGCUACACCUCCAACUGUUACAAUGCCCCGUCUGAAGGCUAUUGUAUCUGGUGCUAUCGGAGGAUUCCUUGAUGUGGCUUUCAAUUUCAAUACUCAAGCUCUACUUGAUGACAAUCUUCUUGGUCAGUUUUCUAAAAUUGGUUGGAAAAUGGUGAUGUGCGGAGAUGAAACUUGGCUUAAGUUGUUUCCGGGGCUUUUUAUGAGGCAUGAUGGAGUUAGCAGCUUUUUUGUUAAAGAUACUGUAGAGGUAGAUAAAAAUGUUUCUCGACAUUUAAGCUAUGAGCUUAGCAAGAAUGACUGGAAUCUUCUUAUUCUUCAUUAUCUAGGUUUGGACCAUGUUGGGCAUAUUGGUGGUCGAAACAGUCCCUUAAUGGCCCCAAAACUUAUGGAAAUGGAUGAAGUGGUGAGGAUGAUUCAUGCCAGUGCCAUGAUGAGCCCAGAAGAUAAUAAAAGGACUCUUUUGGUUGUGGUGAGUGACCAUGGGAUGACUGAAAAUGGCAAUCAUGGUGGGUCAUCGUAUGAAGAGACUGACUCCUUGCUUCUUUUUAUUGGAUCAAAAAGCCAUGCCACUGACUCUGCAUCAGUUAUCAGCAAUGAUGUUAACCAGGUCGACAUUGCAGCCACUUUAGCUCUUUUAUUUGGUGUGCCAAUACCCAAAAACAGUGUCGGCAUCAUGAUUCCAGGAAUGGUGGACUCUUUGAAGGAUAUGCAACAACUGAGGGCACUGCAAUUGAAUUCUUGGCAAUUGCUUAGAUUGUUACAAAGACAGGUACCUGGUUUUCAAUGUGGAAGUCGCCCAUGUGAUGGCUUUUCAGGUGAUAAUGGAUAUAGUAGUAAUGGUAUUAUGGAGAAGUUUUGCCGGUUGUAUUUGCGUGCUGCAGCUCUUUAUGAUUCCUGGAUAUCAACGGAGCUUUCCAGGUCUGAUAGCAGAGAAGACAAAAGUGAAAUUAUUGCAGCAUACUAUGAGUUUCUGAUAAGUGCAAAUCAAUGGUUAUCACACAAAGCUACUGAUAAACCUGCUAAAGUUAUUGCUUUUGGAGUGAUGUCAAUGAUCUUAUCUUGUCUAAUAUUUUCUGCCGUCCUUUACUCUAUUAUCCAAAAAAAUUAUUUUGGAGAGAAGCGGCUUUCCAAUGGUAUUCUCACAUGGCAUCUUGAUGAGGGUUUUUCUCUGUCUGUAAUAUUCAUCCUGGUUAUCAGUAUGGGAUCCAGUUCUAUGGUUGAGGAAGAGCAAUAUAUUUGGCAUUACUUGAUCUCCACAUUGAAUAUGCUAUUGCUUCGUAAAACAUUGCAGUUCUUUAAAAAAGAUAGCACCUGUGGUUUUUUUACUUUGUUUAGUGGACAUGAAAGAACUAGUUUAAGGGCAUCUUCCAUCUUCACCCUCCUUAUCACUGGAAGAAUUUUAAGGGGCUGGCAUCAAGGAGGUGUCAAUUGGACAUUUCUUCCAGACAUAUCGAAAUGGCUUGAGCAGUCGGGGACUGAUCUUCAGCUGAUUCAAUUAACCUCUGUUCUCCUUACAAUAAUAUUAUCCUUAUUUUCUCUAUCAUUAUUAAGAAGGAAAACAAAUUUUAUUCUAGUGGUUGGAUUUAACUUUUUGAUGUCGGGAUUGCUUGUACUGCAUCAUAUUGUGAAAUAUCGACACAAUACAUCAGUACCAUCCAGCAACGCUGCUACUUCAUUAGCACAAAUAAUUUAUGCAACUCUCGGUAUUACGACAGUCGGGACUGCUCUGGUUGUACCAUGGGUCAUGCCUAUUCAGGUUUCCAACGCAUGUUCAAGUGAUCAUGCAGUUUCUCGUCCUUUUAAAAUUGGGAGUCAGUCUCAACAUUCAGAACUGAGAGAUUGUUUAUAUAUUACUGGGUGGGUGUACAUAGGCUCUUGGUGUCUUCUGCAGUUGCUGCUCCAACAACCAGUUAAUACAGCAGUAAUGUUACUCAUUCUGGUGCAAAUUUAUGCCAGCUUUCUAUUCUUUUCUCAAGGGAUGCAGCAGCAGAAGCAAUGGGUCGAGGUUGCUGUGUUGUACUAUAUAGGAAUGGCUGGCCAUUUUGCGCUGGGGAAUAGUAAUUCUCUAGCUACAAUCGACGUUGCUGGAGCUUUCCUUGGCGUUUCAAACUACUCAACACUAUUUUCUGGCAUAUUGAUGUUCAUUAUCACCUAUGCAUCACCGACACUGCUGCUGCUAAGUAUGGUGAUGUAUAUCUCAAUUAAAAAUCUAGACAUUGCUGCCUCUACUCAAAGUGCAGAUUCCGGUCAUGUUCUAAAGAUGACUCUUGGCCUUCCUUGUCUGGUUUCACUGACUGUCAAUUCGAUCUUGCUGAUCGCGUACACAAUAGUAUUGAUCUUAAUGAGGAACCAUCUCUUUGUUUGGAGUGUUUUUUCUCCCAAGUAUUUAUACGCGUGUGCCACGACUGUGUGCAUCUUGAUUGGAGUCUUUAUCAUGGCAACGACAGUAACCUAUGCACAUAUGGUGCUGGCCCUGCGCCGAAAUAUGAUAGCCUCCAUUAAUGAAACGAGAUAAGAGCCUGAUUGUUCUUUUAGAUUCAUUGGUACUCUUACAGAUGAUUAUGCAUCAAGCAAUUCUUUAAAGUAAUUGUUCAUCAAUUUUUUAGAUCAAGUUAAAUCUAGUGUUCCAUUCAACC
Molecule: messenger RNA, 3167 nt
Organism: Cucurbita moschata (crookneck pumpkin)
Lineage: Eukaryota; Viridiplantae; Streptophyta; Magnoliopsida; Cucurbitales; Cucurbitaceae
Product: GPI ethanolamine phosphate transferase 2
Exons: 17
Coding region: 134-3046 (970 amino acids)
Biological process (GO): GPI anchor biosynthetic process
Cellular component (GO): endoplasmic reticulum membrane
Source: RefSeq, a predicted model, not a curated record